This is a messenger RNA of Anguilla rostrata (American eel), 4161 nucleotides long. RefSeq names its product EMILIN-3 (gene emilin3b). The record is from RefSeq and is a predicted model, not a curated record. Lineage: Eukaryota; Metazoa; Chordata; Actinopteri; Anguilliformes; Anguillidae. Bases 1290 to 3674 code for a protein of 794 amino acids. Gene Ontology annotation, molecular function: protein binding. The transcript has 6 exons. Gene Ontology annotation, cellular component: extracellular matrix.
ACAUUUGUAUAAGCACCAGCUAUAGCCGUAGAUUGCAAGUGGAUACUAAAGAUUUUACUGCGUACAGAAGUGAACCAGCAAUAGUUUAUAGAGUUAUCAGAUAACUUGAACCAGGAAAUUGGUUUGAACAAAAACCAGCAUGCAGAAUGGCCCACCAGGACCACAGCACCAGAGCUGUGUACCCCUGCACGAGCAUGCUUUUAGUUCAUCUGCUGGAGCUUGCUGUGGAAUGGGAAGGACUUAAAUAUCGACCGUCCCACAGGCUGUACGCGUUCACACCAGCUGAACAUUUGCCUGUUGCUCAAAAAAAUAAUAAUAUUUUGCUUGAGAAUACUCCUUACAUAAGCCGUUUGCUUGUGGUGUGGCAGAGAAUAACAUUGACAUUACCCUGCAGUCUGACCUGGCCAGUUUCAAAUCGCAGCUGAAGGCUUAAUUGCCCUGAAAGUGCUCUCUAAGUUGAAAGUUUGAUGCUGGUUUCCAAAUUCUCUGCUAGGGACAACAUGAAAUGAGGGGGAAUGUGAGGUACGCUUGAAUUCAUUCGGGAAUGAGGAGAGGAAACAAAUUAAGGAACCUCUACUCAGCCCUUUCAUAAUUUUAAUAAAACACUGUUGCUGCACCGUCAACUGGACUGGCUCCGUUCAAAAUGGUGCAGCAUAACCAUCAGCAAAUGCACCCCCCAACCCCCCCCCCCUUCGGAUGGAGGUGGAGCGCUGGGAACAGACAGGACUGGGAACAGACAGCACGGACACAGGUGUCUCAGUCCGGUCGUGCAAUGAUUGUUCUCCACAGCUGACAUUCAUUCUGCCCUGGAGAGCCCAGAACAGGGAGCAGAGUAUGUGCAUUGGCUCUGCAGCUGAAGGUGCAUGUGAGAGUGCUUGUUUUACAAUGUAAGUGCUGAAAAAAGAGGUGAGCGAACCUGUCUGUCAAAUGCUUCCAAGUAAAGGACCUUGGGAUUGCGUCAGUGAUCAAGCAUGGGGACCGUCACAGUCGUCUGUUUGGUUCCCAAACCGUCUGUUGCUCCUUUCCAUCCCUCCUCAGACCACAGGAAAGAAUAAGGACGAUGCCAGCACAGAUGUUCGGGCUACAUGCUCAUUUUGAGUCCAGCUGAAGACGUCGGCAUUUCAGAGGCCCAGGGGAACUUAAACAAAAUAACUAAAGAAAAUCAGAACUUUUCUCAACCGAAGGAAGGUUUUCGGGAGAUCUCAUUUUCACGUCCCUCCUUCAUCCUCCAGCUUGGUUUUGUUUUUUUGUUUUUUUUUUUGGGUGCUUUUUGAGUGGGAAGGCUGAAGAUGAAGUCAAUUCUCUCUAAGGUCACUCUUCAUCCUUUUCUCUUUGGAGUGUUCUUGUCUUUGGUGGAUGCCAAAGGGACCUACUAUGGCAAUCCCUACCGAUACAACCUCUACAAAUCUGGAGUCAAUCCCCAUUACUCACCUGGGAAACCCAUGGGCCGCCACAAAAACUAUUGCGCUUACGUUGUCCAGAAGAACAUCUCAUGCACGAUGCAGGACGGGGUGGCCACCUACGUCAAGGCAGAAUACAGCAAAUGCGCGUGGGGGCAGAAGUGUCCAGCUGUCAUGUACCGGACAUUCUACAAGCCCAAGUACAAAGUGGGGUACAAGACUGUGACUGAGCUGGAGUGGCGCUGCUGCCCAGGGUAUUCGGGUGAAGGCUGCUUCGAUGGACCCACUGCCCUCCCCGACAUGCCCCCGUUCAAAGGUGGCCUGCCCCAUCCCGGUUUUAAGGGAUACCCCCGCGGGCACCCCAGGGGCCCUGAGCAGAAGCCCAUCCCCGGUGGUCGCCUGGACCCCACAAAAUCCAACUAUGGCCAGAAGUUUGGUGGGGUGACAGGCGAGCGCCUGGACCGGAUCGAGGAGGACGUGCGGCGGCUGUCCAAGGGGCUGGACACACUGAACGGCGCGGUGACGGGCCUGGAGGAGCGCUUGCGGCAGGGCAUGCGCGAGGACACCAACAAAAUGCUCACCACCCUGCUGGGCACCGCGCCUCGCACCUCCGACUCCACGGUGGGCUUCGGCGUCAUCCCCGACGGGACCCCGGACGGCCUGGAGGGCGGCGAGGGCUUCCCCGGGUUCGGCGACCUGGCCGGCCGGGUGACGGAGGUCAAGGACGAGAUCCGGGCCAAGAGCGACAUGCUGGACGAGAUCCACGGCAUGGUGCUGGGCCACGACGGCCAGCUGAAGCAGCUGCUGGAGGCGGCCGCCGGCAGGCCCGUCUCCGGGGACACGCAGAAGCUCCUGGAGGAGCUGCUGGACGCCAAGCUGGCCGGAGUGCGGGCCGAGAUCCUGGACGGGUUCGAGAGGCGCCUGACGGGCAUGCAGAGCCACUGCGACGAGCGGAUCGGCCAGGUGCAGCAGCAGUGCCACCAGGACCAGCUGAACGGCCAGGAGCAGAUGGAGACCUCCCUGGACGGCCGGGAGACCGGCCUGAGGAAGGAGCUGGGGGACCUGCAGGCUCAGAUCCAGGGCCUGACCCUGACGGAGAGCUGCUGCACACAGGUGAGCAGCCUGGCCCAAAGGAUGCUGCUGCUGGAGGACUCGGUCAAAGGCCUGACAGAGUCCCAGAGGCAGCUCCAGCUCGCCCACAGCGACCAGACCAUCCACGUGGAGACCAUGAUCGAGGGCCGCCUGGAGUACAUUGAGGGCCGGAUCAACACCACGGAGAGGGUGCAUACCGAGGACGGGGGGCGGGGGCCAGCCGAUGGCCUGGACGGCUGGAAGACCUUGCUGGAUGACAAGCUCAAGACGCUGGAGGACCGUCUGUUCUUGGCGGUGGAGGAGCUGAGCAACGUGACAGCUCCCGCCCUGCUGGAGGGGCAGGCGGUGCCAGCGCUGGAGACGGAGAUCGAGGCGGUGCGGCAGCGGGUGGAGGAGGGCCUGGAUGGGGUUCAGAAGCAGCUGACCGACCUGGAGCUCCUCUGCACCUCCGCCUGCUCCCCGACCAUGGACGGGCAAGUGGACACGGGGGAGAAGAAGGAGGAGGAGGAGGACCAUUGCGGCACCAUGGAGGGGAAGCUCACCGGGCGCUUGGACGGCCACUCGGACCGGCUGGACAGGCUGAACGGCACGCUGGGCGAGGUGCUGGCCAGGCUGGCCCAGGAGGAAGAGGAGGGCUCCAUUCAGGGGGAGAUCACACUGCUCAAGGUCAACAUCAACUCCGUCAACCGCACGCUCAAGGGCCUCCGGGAGUCGGUGGGCACCUUCACCCGCGAGGUGGGGCACGUCAACGCCUCCUGGCAGCAGCGCGAGGACAGGCUGGCCAGCCAGGUGCAGGGCAUCACGCAGCUGGUGGGGCGGCAGGUGUCUCAGCUGGGCUCCAGCGAGCGCCGGCUCAUCCAGCUCAAGGGCGAGCUGCAGAGCCUGAGGCGCAGGCUGGCCGGCGAGCUCCAGGGCUGCCGCAGCACGGCGCUGGGCGUCCAGAGGGAGGUGAUGGCCGUGGACAGCCGGGUCAAGCAGGUGGAGGGCCGGUGCAGCAGCCUCGGCGACCUGGCCGAUCACCUGGAGAGGAUCCGGGGGGAGCUGGAGCAGCACUCCGACGGCUACCUCCUCCAGGUCAACAGCACACUGGCCAGCCACUCGCAGCAGCUGUCCGAGCUCAAAGACGGACUCAAAGACUGCGCCGCCAAAACGGGACAGGCGGGGCCGAAGGGCGCCCAGUAACACGCUUGCGCGCCUGUGGAGCCGUGGCUAGUGGAUAUAUGGAUCGGUGAGACAUCGAUCGUAUGUUACUCCAAUGGGGCAUUUCACUCUAUUCCUUCCAUUUUCGUUUUUCCUGUUUUGUAUUGAUUUUAACUGACAUUUUAACUUAUAUGAAGAAAAAGUGACUGCAUUGUUAUGUUACUAGAUGUAUUUUAUAAAGAUAACAAGGCAAACAACACUAAUAAGCUGCUACGGGUUUCUACUGGCAAGUCAAUUCUACUUUAUUCGUUAUGGUUUCUUGUCCUUACUUUUUUUUUUAAAUACUGUAUGUCAACAUCAAGGGUGCUAAACGUUUUGUACAUGUUUGAUUUGCCAUCAAAAUGUUUGUAAAAAAGAAAUGGGCUUGGUUUUUUGUAUUUCCUAUAGUGUGAGCUUUCCUCUAAGCUAAUAUUUUACAUGAAGGUGAAACUGUUUAAGAGAAUGAGAAAAUUAAAAAUAAUAUACUUCA